Messenger RNA from Juglans regia (Persian walnut), 701 nucleotides. RefSeq names its product mitochondrial pyruvate carrier 4-like. The transcript has 3 exons. Bases 94 to 363 code for a protein of 89 amino acids. NCBI's taxonomy places the organism in Eukaryota, Viridiplantae, Streptophyta, Magnoliopsida, Fagales, Juglandaceae. Gene Ontology annotation, cellular component: mitochondrial inner membrane. The record is from RefSeq and is a predicted model, not a curated record. Gene Ontology annotation, biological process: pyruvate import into mitochondria.
AAGAGUUUAGGUGCCACAUUCUUCUCGAAUCACCCCCUUCUAUUUUACUAAACCAAAUUAGUGACCCUCAAGCGGCAGGGAGUCCUAUCCUCCAUGGCAGCUUCCAAGCAACAGGCUUUCUGGAACCACCCAGCUGGCCCCAAAACCAUUCACUUUUGGGCUCCAACUGCUAAAUGGGUGAUCAGCAUAGCAAACAUUGCUGACUUCUCAAAGCCUUCUGAAAUCAUAUCUUAUCCUCAGCAAACAGCGGUUACAUUCACCGGACUUAUUUGGUCACGCUACAGCUUGGUGAUUACGCCGGCAUGGUUGGUUUCCAGCUUUGAAGAUAUUAGACUCGAACAUGGAUUUAAGGUUCUUUUGUAACUGUUCAAAGUGUUCUGUUCUGUAGUCUUGUUCUGCAAUACCGAACUCUGGUCCUGGUUGGUGUGUUUAUUGCUUCAAUGAGAUGGGGUAAAUAUGCAUGGAUCAGUUAUUUGAAUGUAUCUCCUCCCAAAUAAACCACACCACCUAUUCAUCAUAUUGUAGGUAAAGAUAACAAGUUAUAUGUCUAUGUAGAGGUAGUCAAGGAGGGAGAGAACUGUGACUAGAAAAAGGGUCUAUUGGCAAGUGUCAGCCUUUCUUUUGUGGUGAUAAAAUAUGACUACUUCAUCUUAUCAUCUUAGCUAGAGAUAACUCUGUAAUGGGAAAAUGUUACGGUUACA